Molecule: messenger RNA, 1732 nt
Organism: Lotus japonicus
Lineage: Eukaryota; Viridiplantae; Streptophyta; Magnoliopsida; Fabales; Fabaceae
Product: cytochrome P450 93A2-like
Exons: 2
Coding region: 120-1661 (513 amino acids)
Cellular component (GO): membrane
Molecular function (GO): heme binding; oxidoreductase activity, acting on paired donors, with incorporation or reduction of molecular oxygen, NAD(P)H as one donor, and incorporation of one atom of oxygen; iron ion binding
Source: RefSeq, a predicted model, not a curated record
AAACACAAACUAGAAAUCAAACACUAUGUGCUAGAGUGUAUGAGGUAAGUGUUCCAUUCCUUCUUAUAUAGCAACCAUUACAUGUUCACUUCACUUACUUGGAAAACAUUGAUUCAACCAUGGCUGAUUACCAAACAUACAUCCUACUUUUCCUAACAUGGCUAGUGUCCUUAAUUGUAGUCCGAACCAUCUUCACCAGAAAACAGAACAAGCUUCAUCUCCCACCAAGCCCCUUCGCCUUACCGAUCAUCGGACACCUCCACCUCCUUGCUCCAAUCCCCCACCAAGCCCUCCACAAGCUCUCAACCCGCCACGGGCCCAUAAUGCACCUCUUCCUCGGCUCCGUCCCUUGUGUCGUUGCCUCCACCGCAGAAUCUGCCAGAGAGUUUCUUAAGACCCAAGAAACCCACUUCUCCAACCGCCCGCAAAGCUCGGCCGUCCAUUACCUCACAUAUGGCUCCCAGGACUUCUCCUUUGCCCCGUAUGGACCUUACUGGAAAUUCAUGAAGAAAAUCUGCAUGUCCGAGCUUCUUGGCGGUCACACACUCACAGAACUUCUUCCUGUGAGGAGGCAAGAGACUACAAGGCUUAUGAGAGUUUUUCUCAAGAAAGGGAAAUCAGGUGAGGAUGUUGAUGUUGGUGGAGAGCUACUGAGGCUGUCGAAUAGCGUCGUGUCGAGGAUGAUCAUGAGCCAGAGUUGUGAAGAUGAUGGUGAAGCGGAAAAGGUGAGGAAGAUGGUGCAGGACACCGUGUUUCUCACCGGGAAGUUUAAUGUUUCGGAUUUUAUUUGGUUCUUGAAGAACUGGGACUUGCAGGGGUUUGGGAAAGGGCUUAAGGAGAUUCGGGACAGGUUUGAUGCCAUGAUGGAGAGGGUGAUCAAGGAGCAUCAAGAGGAGAGGAGGAAAAGAAAGGAACUUGGUGGAGGAGAUGGCAGAAUCAAGGACCUGCUUGAUAUAUUGUUGGACAUUCAUGAAGAUGAGAGCUCUGAGAUUAAAUUGACAAUGGAGAACAUAAAGGCCUUCAUCUUGGACAUAUAUAUGGCAGGAACUGAUACUUCAGCCUUAACAACAGAAUGGGCUCUGGCAGAGUUAAUUAACCACCCACAUAUGAUGGAGAGAGCAAGGCAAGAGAUUAACUCAGUAGUUGGAAAUAGUAGAAUAGUAGAAGAAUCAGACAUUGUGCACCUUCCUUACCUGCAAGCUAUAGUGAAAGAAACACUGAGGAUUCACCCAACAGGGCCACUAAUUGUGAGAGAAUCAUCUGAAAGUUGCACCAUAUGGGGCUAUGAGAUUCCAGCAAAGACCCAGUUGUUUGUUAACAUAUGGGCUAUUGGCAGGGACCCCAAUCACUGGGAGAACCCACUUGAGUUCAGGCCAGAGAGGUUUAUCAGUGAAGAGGGAAGUGGGAAGAGUUUAGAUUUGAGGGGCCAACAUUUUCACCUGAUUCCAUUUGGGAGUGGAAGAAGAGGGUGUCCUGGAACCUCAUUGGCUUUGCAGGUUGUGCAGACAAACCUUGCUGCUAUGAUUCAGUGUUUUGAAUGGAAGGUUAGUGGGGGCAAAGAGAGGGUUGACAUGGAAGAGAAACUUGGGUUGACCCUUUCAAGGGCUCAUCCCUUGAUGUGUAUCCCUGUGCCUAGGCUUGAUCCUUUUCCUGCCAUGUGAUUGUGAUCAUUGAUCAAGGUUGGUGGAGAAUAUACCAGCUUUAAAUUGAAAAUUUACAUUUUUCCUGUUCU